Messenger RNA from Aspergillus welwitschiae, 404 nucleotides. RefSeq lists its product as uncharacterized. The transcript has a single exon. NCBI's taxonomy places the organism in Eukaryota, Fungi, Ascomycota, Eurotiomycetes, Eurotiales, Aspergillaceae. The coding region runs from base 116 to 313 and encodes 65 amino acids. The record is from RefSeq and is a predicted model, not a curated record.
AAGCGACAGACACGGCAGAGGGGCCCCUAUAAUACAUUGUAACAAUAUGUUUUCCUCUGAUCAUGACUCUUUACAGUAACCUGAAAGCGCCAGCGUGAGACGCGAUCACCGGGUCAUGAUGCAAGACCUGUCCGAUGCAUCAACAAUCAUUGCCAUUGGUGAGUCAGAGAAGCUUAUCUGGCGGAAAUUGGCGGUAAAAUUACACGGCCACGUACAGGUAAACGUUCAAUUGCAUUGUGUCUGCUUUACAUUGGGUGAGGGCACAGAGUAUCUCAGGAUGAUCUUAUCCGGGGCUCCAAGACAUAAUUCGUAGAUCCUGCGACUAAACCUAUCAAGAGUCAUGACGACCUUAAACCCACAUCUCUUUCUCAAUCUGAAACAAACACUCGAUGCGGAGGUCAUGG